Messenger RNA from Hypomesus transpacificus, 5760 nucleotides. RefSeq names its product GRB2 associated, regulator of MAPK1 (gene garem1). Gene Ontology annotation, biological process: cellular response to epidermal growth factor stimulus; epidermal growth factor receptor signaling pathway. The coding region runs from base 928 to 3303 and encodes 791 amino acids. NCBI's taxonomy places the organism in Eukaryota, Metazoa, Chordata, Actinopteri, Osmeriformes, Osmeridae. The transcript has 7 exons. The record is from RefSeq and is a predicted model, not a curated record. Gene Ontology annotation, molecular function: proline-rich region binding.
UUUUUUGACCUAAUUUCUAUGGUAAAAAUCUAAACCCCCAUAACAAUUCUACAUGUACAUUAAAGGUUAAAACAAAGUUCAAGUGAGCAUAAAACAUGUUGUUUAUACAAAGCUGGGCUCAUAGACUGUAAACACAAGGUGCAAACCAAUGUAAACAUUUCUUUACAUUCUUUACAUUCCCUGUACUUUUACAUGAUUUUUUACUACAUAUUCAUAAUAAUAUGGCAGUUUCAUCAUUAGGUUAUUUGUCUAAGUGAUUAUGUGAUACUUAUGUGACAUAAGUAAGCAGUGUACUUUUCAGAGAGAACUAACCAAGAAUACACUACCUCUUGUGAUCUUUAUUUUGAGUAUAACUCGAGUAAUAAUAAUCAUUAAAGAAAUGGCCGGAAAUAGGAAUCCUUAAUUAGACUGGCUUUGCUCUGCUCAAGUUAGCUAGUUACCUUUCCAUACAGCUGGCUAGCUACCUAGCUAGCUUGAAAAAUAACAACAGUGAAUUCAGGGUAGCUGGUCAGGAAGAAAUAUUGAAUAGACCCUUAAUUUAACCAGCUAGGAGACAACAUGAAUACAAUCAAGAAAGGCUAGCUAAAGUAUUCAGCCACAGGAUAUCACAAUACUUUCUGCGUUGUUGUAUCGGUAGACAGCUAGCUAGUGCUAACGGGUAUUUUUACAACAUGGACCUUGGAUCAAUGUUGUUCAACAAUUUAAAAGAUGUAACAUGGAGCACGACUUCUUUACCACUAGAUAGACUAGUCAGUGUAUAUAGACUGCCGCAAAUUGUGAAAUUGGACAGCGGUGAGUUGGUUGAAGGCCUGAGAGACAAUGACUACCUCCUAAUUCAUUCCUGUCGACAAUGGACAACCAUCACCGCACACAGUUUAGAAGAGGGCCAUUAUGUCAUAGGUCCCAAAAUUGAGAUCCCAGUGCAUUAUGAAGGUCAAUUUAAGUUGCUGGAGCAAGACAGAGAUGUUAAGGAACCGGUGCAGUACUUCAGUAGUGUGGAAGAAGUUGCCAAAGCAUUUCCUGAAAGGGUGUAUGUCAUGGAGGAAAUCACAUUUAAUGUUAAGAUCCUCUAAAGCUGUCAGAUUGGAUGGGGAGCUUCGAAGAAUUGAUCUUCAGAUGGCUUCAGGGGAAAGCAAUGAAGACACUGAGGUGUACAACAUUAGAUUAAGCACUGGGGAUGAACUGACCCUAAUGGGCCAGGCUGAAAUCCUCUAUGCCAAGACAUCGAAAGAAAAAUCCAGACUUAAUACCAUCUUCAAGAAGAUUGGAAAGCUCAACUCCAUAAGUAAAAUAGGCAGAGGUAAGAUGCCGUGCUUGAUUUGCAUGAAUCACCGCACCAAUGAGAGUAUCAGCCUACCCUUUCAGUGCAAAGGUAGAUUCAGCACUUGCAGUCCGCUGGAGCUCCAGAUGCAGGAGGGAGAACACACUAUCCGCAACAUUGUCGAGAAGACCCGUUUGCCAGUGAAUGUGAUAGUGCCCAACAGUCCACCUCGCAACCAGCACGAUCUUCAUCUCAUCCGUGAAGGGCAUCGCUACAAAUUUGUCAACAUUCAGACCAAGACUGUUGUUGUUUGCUGCGUUCUGCGUAGCAACAAGAUCAUUCCCAUCCACUUUCCCCUUCAUAUGUCCAUGCCUAAGCUGAUCAUCCCAGAGGGUCUGCUCCAGAGUGAAUUGUGGUUGGAAACUAUGGUGCAUCGCUGGUUCACAUUCUGUCAGGAACAGUUUGACAUUGAUGACUAUUCCCGUGCUGUGCGGGAUGUGCGAAUUGAUUGGAACGAAGAAGGAAAGAGUCCCAAGAAGAGCAGUGGUAGUAGUGGCAGUGGGAAUGGCAGCAGCAGCAGCAAUGGGUGCCCUGCUCACAUGCAUGUGCCUAGCUCUCUAACGUAUGCCAGGGAGGAGCUGACCCAGUCCUUUCAUAGAUUGUCAGUGUGCGUUUAUGGCAACAACCUACAUGGUAACAGCGAGGUCAACCUACAGGGCUGCAUGACACUUACUGGAGACUGGGCGCUUUUACCCACCGAUGCCGCGCCAGUGGACACGGCUGACACGGAACAUCUCUUCCCAGAGUUGUGGGAGAACGUGGGUCAGUCUGGCCUGCUGCGUUCCGAUGUUCCAUAUGAGGAGCUGUGGUUAGAUCACAUGAGAGCACAAGGCCCCCGGCACUGUUUGAGUGACGGCAUGAACAGCAUCAAUAAUGCACCCAGUGCCACCGCAGUCCUUGCACUCCCAGCUAGUCAUGUUGGCUCAAUGUUCAGCCCUGAAGUCUGUGUUCCGCCACCCCCAGUCCCACCAAAGUCUGAAGCUGUGAAGGAAGAAUGCCGUCUUCUGAAUGCCCCUCCCAUUCCCCCACGCACCUCCAAACAAAUGUCUACAGCACUCCUGGUUCCAAAACUUCAAGAAGUCCGCUCUCCAAGCCCUACUCUCUCCUAUUAUUCAUCAGGACUCCACAGCAUUGGAGGCGAUGAGGCUGAAGUCAGCGAGCAAGAAGAGCGAAGCAGUGUGUGUUACCCCUGUGACUGGGUUAAGGCCAGUCCAAAUCUGGAAAGCCACACGGUGUCUCCUGUAAGCACACCACUGAUAUCUUCCAGGCUUUCCUGGCCCAACUCUGUCUGCGGAGGGGAUUCUGAAGUCACAGAAGAGUUUUUACCCAUCCAUUGUCGAAGUUACUACAGCUAUCCUCGGAAAAGACCCCCUGGUACUCCUAAAACCUGCACUUCCAGCCUUUAUGACUUUGAUGGGAGGGAGCACACAAAUCAAACUGCAGAGAACUUCAGGUCAUGCAAGAGCUAUAUGAGUGAGUUUUGCACUAAAUCCUCCAGUUUCAACCUAGAAAUGUACAGAGACAAGUCAGUAGAAGAAUUGAAUUCAAAACAAAGCCUGUCAUGUCCAGUCUUACCACCAAGAACACUGAAAUCAAAUGAGGGAAGCAAAGGUACAGAUUUAGUGGCUAUGGCAGACCAAGGUACAAUAAAGGAAACUGUUCAGUGUCACUUCAGUGCCCAACACGAAGACUCUACAACAGAGAGCUUGUUUCCCUUCUCUGCCCACAAUCCUCUCACUGCCUCAAGUGAAUAUUGGCAACCUCCCCUCAACCUGUCUGGUCUCUCUAUUGAAGAAGUGUCCAAGUGUUUAAGAUUCAUUGGCCUACCUGAUGACAUUGUGUCUUUGUUUGCCAAAGAAAAGAUUGAUGGCAGUCUACUCCUGCAGCUCACUGAGGAGAUUUUGUCUGAGGACUUUAAGCUAAGCAAACUUCAAGUGAAGAAACUUAUGCAGUUUAUCAAUGGUUGGAGACCGAAGAUAUAGUUCUCUCUCAAGAAAAAGCCUAAUUUCCUGUAAUGCAAGUGCUAAAUAUUGAUAUUGGAAUAUCAAUUGAUGACUUGGAGAGCCCUUUAGGUUUGGCACCAUAUUUUCAACACUAGAUACAUACAUUAAAACAAUGCAAUGGGAUUUUGUGCAAGGAAUUGCAUACCUUUCGGACUGCAAUAUGACAAAGUCUGGCUCACUAUUUGCAAUACCCUGUAAAUAAAUGUCAGGUACACACAAAUAUAAUGGGACUUAAAUAUUGACAAACAUUAUGGAAGAACAGGGCAUUUAUGACUGUUAUUAUUAUGUAAAUCUGAGUAAACAGAAAGCAGUGGCUCUUCUGAGAGAUAAAGCAGCCUAACCUCUGAAGUGAAAUGCAGCUUAGGGACCAUAACUGCUGCCUUAGUACACAUCUGUGACAACUCUUUCCAUGUGUUUUUCCUGGUUUGAGAAAAAUGGUACUUUUGACAACCUUUCUACUUCCAAAUUCCACAAAAAAAGGCAAGAUGGUCAUAAAUGUAAAUAAUAUACAUUAUAGCGAUUAUCUAUAUCCAAGUUUUAUUAUUUACAUUUAUACAAUCUUAGUCUUUAACUCUAUAAAGCAGAAUUAUUAUACAAAUGAAAGAAAAAAAUACUAUUUAAAUAUGAACAAAACAUUCUGCUGCACCUGUUACAAAUGUCUUGGCUGGACUGCCAAGGAUACACAUGGAUCUGGUGAUCAGAUCCUGUGAAGAAGAGUGGCAAUAGUACGUAGUUGAAAACUACUUUGAAGUUACAUAUUUGAUGUUGAAAAUCGCACAAGAUUCUAAUAUAUACAGUACACUACAGUUUAUUGGCAGGCCAUUGCAGCAAGCACUGGUAUCAAAUGUCAAGUACUUGUUUCACAAUUGCCAUUGACUCUUUUUAAAGUAGGAAUCAUAUUCAGAGUUAUUUUGAUUUAAUUGUGACUUUAAGAAUGGGACACAAUUAUUUAUUAUUAGAAACCACAAGCCACGUUUAAUCCACAUAAACACUCAUGUUCAUAGAAAAUGAAGCUUCUUUUGACCUCAGUAAAAAUGUAAAAUAAAUCUUUGUGAAUGAGAUCUACUUUUCUCCCAUAUACAAAGAAUGUCCUAAACAUUACCCUGUGGGUAAAUAUUAGUUACUAAUUAACUUGUCAUUGUGAGAAACGUAAAAAUGCCAUUGUUUUCUAAAUGGUCUAUUUAGAUUUUAAUGUGGUUUCCCAGACAGGGAUUACAUUUGGGCCUAAUCCUGUCAUCCCAAUCCUGUUUGGUUAAACAAAUUCCUCAAUUGGAUUACUGACCAGUUGUUGUGUUGCUGGGUAAGUAGUAAAUUCAGACGUAAUAGUCACACGUUUGUCAAAUUUAUGAUGAAGACCAGUUUUAGGAAUGUCAUAUUAAUAGCUAUAAAAAGAACAAGCUGUUUACUCUAGUAGUCUUGAUCCUUGUCUGUGAAACCACUGAGUUUGGCUCUAGGUCAAUGUAAAGAUUGUCUGUGAUGCAAGAAACAAGCCUUUUGUCUGCCUUAACCUACUGAUCAUAAUUUUCUGUUAAGUUUUAUUUUUCCACAAGAAACUUUUAUACAAAUAAGGUUGGUGGACUGAUAUUAAUAUGCAACUUGAUACACAGUGAAAAAAAUGUACAGUAGUGUAUUAAGAAAAUACUCCUUUAGUCGGAUUGCCUUUAAAGUUAAAGAUUGUUAUAGUUAAAUUGAUGUCUCAGAAGUAUUGCCACCUGAUGAUUGGUCAAGUUUUUCUUUCAAUCAUAAAACAGUCUUAUGCAAAGAAUGCCUAAAAUGCAACUAAGAAAAUGUAAUUCAUAAACUAAAGUGUAUGCAAAAAUUAAGUGAAGAAAAAAAGAAUAACCAAGUGCAUCAAAGGUUUUCUAAACAAUCACUGAUGUAUCUGUUUUCCUUGAUUAAUUUGGUGCUUGGUUACUGAAGUCCUUGCUCAGACUUAAAUGUGAAAAAUAAAACUCAAGAUUGUCUAUCUAACAAUGAUCUACAUCAAAACUAACCAUGUUGUAUUGAUUGCAUUACUGAUUUAAAUUAAUUCACCUCAACACGGGUACAAAUGCUUUUGUGAAACUGAUAUUGGAUUAUCAGCUGCCCCUUUUUUCCACAAUUACAUUUCCACUAAAUUGUAUGAAAUUAAAUAUGCCCUUGGAUUAAACCUUGUAGUCACAAUUUAGCAAAUGCCACCUUGUGCUUUACUCACCCGUAGGAACUUAAGUAUGUGACCACAAAAUAUACUUUUAUCGAAAUCUGUCAACUUAAUUUGAAGGACUAGUGAAAAGUCAAGCUUUUUGAUUACAAUCUAGACCUACAUAAUAUGGAAAAGUACACAGAUGAUAGUAACUGGUUGGGUUCUACUAAGGAUAGAAUAAGGCAUGGGUGAAACUUCUGUUGUGGAAUACAGACCCUUUCAUGAACAACCCUUUUGUUUCAGUUGUUUGGUUU